UAAUUUGGAGAGAAUGUGGGAAUGUCAAAAAUCCGAGCCACCCAAAUUUCCAAACCCAAAUUUAUCUAAUCAACAAACCCAGCAUUGCAAAAUCCCCCCAUUUUCGCGAAUCCCAACAACCCCCAACCACCCAACCCACCACGGCGGCUCUGAGAGUCCCCGCCGGAAACUCAGCUUUUCCGGCCGCCGGUGAACCAUGGCUGCUCCUGCUUCUGCUUCUUCGCCGCCGCCGCAGAAUUGGGUCUUCGAUUAUGAUCUGAUUGAGAGCAUCUCUGUUCCCGGUGGUGACUUGCCUUCUCUUGACCCGCCCGGUUUCUCUUGGGGCUCCGAUUCGUUUCCCGCUCCGACCGCCCCAAGCGUGGACUUUGAUGGCUCAUUUGGAAAUUCUGAGAUUAUGAAGGAAACUGGGUCGAACAAACGUGCGAGGUCCGGAUCGUGCAAUGUAUCUGGUUCUAAAGCCUGUAGAGAGAAAAUGCGGAGGGACAGACUGAAUGACAAGUUCCUGGAAUUGAGUUCUAUCCUUGAACCUGGAAGGCCACCUAAAACUGACAAAGCUGCUAUAUUGGUUGAUGCUGUUCGAAUGGUGAAUCAGUUGCGUGGGGAAGCCCAAAAUCUGAAGGAGUCGAGUGAGAGUCUGCAGGAGAAGAUAACUGAAUUGAAGGCUGAGAAGAACGAACUUCGUGAUGAGAAGCAGAGGCUAAAAGCAGAGAAAGAGAACCUUGAGCGGCAAAUUAAAGCCUUAGGUACACAACCGGGCUUCUUGCCUCACCCUGCUGCGAUUCCAGCUCCAUUUUCUGCCCCCGGCCAAGUUGUUGGCGGUAAACUGAUGCCGUUCAUGGGAUAUCCUGGAGUUUCUGGAUACCCUGGAGUGUCUAUGUGGCAGUUCAUGCCACAGGCUGCAGUUGAUACAUCACAAGAUCAUGUUCUCCGUCCCCCAGUUGCCUGAGAUGGUAGCUUUCAUUUAACAUUUGUCCGGUUGAAAAAAUGGUUCACUUUUUUUUAUUUUCCUAGCUGUGGAAAGUUUUUCAUAAGAUUUGAUUUAGUGGAUGACAAGGGAAGUGGAAACUUGAAUGCAUAGCUUUGGAUAAGUUGUACUUCUCAUCGAUCAAUUUCAUUAAUAUAAUUGUCAAUUUUGAGCUGUUAA
Rosa rugosa (rugosa rose) is the source of this 1144-nucleotide messenger RNA. Its product is annotated as transcription factor ILR3-like. Gene Ontology annotation, biological process: intracellular iron ion homeostasis; regulation of DNA-templated transcription. Lineage: Eukaryota; Viridiplantae; Streptophyta; Magnoliopsida; Rosales; Rosaceae. The coding region runs from base 197 to 946 and encodes 249 amino acids. Gene Ontology annotation, molecular function: protein dimerization activity; DNA-binding transcription factor activity. The transcript has 5 exons. The record is from RefSeq and is a predicted model, not a curated record.